AUGCCGUUCAGCAAGGCGUGGCGAACUGCGGUGUACCCCGAUUUCCGGGAGCAGGGUGCGUACAUCAACUACAAGGCCACGAAGGACAUCCUUCACCGGAUGAAGGAGGACAUCGCAAACCCGACCACGCCCGAUGAGCUGUACGAUUCGCUACUGGAACAAAAGUGCCGAGUGUAUAAUUGGUGUAAAAAGAAGGUGGAAGAGCUUCGGAUGGUUGCGGAAGCCCUCAUGGCAGCCUCCGACUACCUCACAGAAGACGACAUGCCAACCAACCUCAGCAUGGUGCUCAACACGCUGGGCAGUGGCAACGUAAAGUACCUGCCACCUGGUGAGGCGCGUGUGGUGGCAGACGCCGUAAUGCACGAAUUGCUCCGCUUUGUCGAGUGUCGUAACUUGAACACGGACACUAUUGAGCACAUUAUUGGUCGUAUGUAUCGUUAUGCAGUCCUGGGUCCCACAGGGGAUCGCUGGAAUAAUAUCAACACGGAAUAUGACUAUUAUGCGCUUUCCAUUGACGAGAUCCUUUUCCUCCUUUCGAAGGUGUACGAUCGCGUGUUGGAGACGGAAAAUACACGGAGCGUUAAGCGGUCUGGUAUUCCAGCCGGUACUGUUGGCUCGCAGGUCUUUGAUCGCCGGUCAGUGAAGUACUGGGUGCACAUGCAGGACUUGCCCUUUGUGAUUGCACGGAUCAUUCCGCACCUGCCGCUCAGCACAUUCAAGGAUACGUACAAGAUCAGCAAGGAGCGAAACCUCCCCUUCACGCUCGGCUCGCCCGUCAGCAGCGUUUACUUGGACAACGACAAGUUUCUCCUCUACCACAGGCGACUUGAGCGUUUGGAAGGGGCAACACUUAUUCGUAUGCGUUGGUACGGUGACCCGUUUGAGUCGGAUUGGAAUCAAUUGGGUCCCAAUGACGCUGUCUUUAUGGAGAUUAAGGUUCACCACGAGGCGUGGAGUGGUGAGCGAAGCAAUAAGCGGCGUUUCGCCUUAAAGGAAAAGGAAGUUGACCGAUAUGUGCAUGGAGACUUGAGCCUUAAGCCUGCGUUGGAAAAAUUGCGGACGAAGAAUGCCUCAGAGGCGGAGUUGCAGAAAUUUAUGUCACUUUCAACGGAGAUCCUCACGAAGAUCCAUGCCUACGACCUUAAGCCCGUACUUCGCACGCAGUGUUGUCGUGCUGCAUUCCAGCGGGGGAAUGAUCAAUCUAUACGCAUCAGCAUCGACACAGAUCUGCGCAUGUCGGCUGAAGAUUUUGGUCUAGGUCAUCACUGGCGUUACACCGGCCUUGACUCCCCAGUGUCGCACUUUCCGUACGCUGUGGUGGAAGUAAAGCUCCAGUGUGCCGAAAAUGAACGUAUCGCACCCUGGAUUGAAGAGCUGAUGAGCUGCCGUUACAUGGAGAGUCUCCCGAAGUUUAGCAAAUACGCGCACGGCAUUGCCUCGCUGUACGGUCACACACCUUUUAUUGAGAUGGUCCCGUACUGGAUGCACCAGCUCGACAUUGACAUUCGUGCCUCCACGAAGCCGGAGCAGAAUCAGUGGGACCCCACCGUCGGCAUCGCCUCCGGCUGCUGGGAGCGAACUACCGACCGCGCCAUCUUUGGCGUCGGACACGCGCAGACGCAAACAGUCGGUGCAUCCGAGGCACGCUUCCUCCCCCGCACCGACUAUACACGCAUCUACCAGAGGGUGUUGGACGGCAUUCUUAAGGGAGGUGCCGCCAUGGAUGUAGAAACCCAGUCAUCGGGCAACAUUGGGCGGCAAGAGCUUAUCCCUGUUGUUCAGUACGACGUGAAUCGGCGGCACAACGCCUACACCGCCUUCCACCUCUACCCAUAUGCGGAGCACGGCGUGGAGUCACUCUGCUUCACACCUGCGGGUGGUAAAAACGCGGCAGCGGAGGUGUUCUCGGGUCUUAUUCCGUGGCAGACAGGUAAGCGAAUUCGCGUGCCGCAGAAGUACGACCCAAAGACGCUGCUCACAUCGGAGCGAUACAUGGUGAAGUGGGCAGAACAGGCGACACGGGUAGGACUUGCCGGCCUUGCGGUGAUUCGUUUCGGCAAAAGUAUGAGCCUUCCGAACAAUAUUGUACAGCUGCCAUCGUUUUGGAGAGCGAACUUCCAUGUUAUUUUGGGUACAUCGAUGGUGGUCGUCGCCCUGUUCAUCUUGGCGUACGCGUACAUCGUGUUCAAAGCACGCGCGCGGCGUGUGUACGCACGGAAGAAGAUUCGAUAUGACGACAAGGGCGGGCCGACUGCCCUGACACUUAUUCUGGUAGCUGUGAUCUGCAUUACAGCGCUAACGCAUGUUAUGGUUCGCUACGGCCCGAUGCUUACCGCUAGUGAGGCCUUCUGA
Molecule: messenger RNA, 2352 nt
Organism: Trypanosoma grayi
Lineage: Eukaryota; Euglenozoa; Kinetoplastea; Trypanosomatida; Trypanosomatidae
Product: polyphosphate synthetase Protein
Exons: 1
Coding region: 1-2352 (783 amino acids)
Source: RefSeq, a predicted model, not a curated record